UCGACCUCGGACGCGGCGCGGAAGGUUUUUUUUUCUACCAGUCCACAGCGGCUUUAUCAGCUGAAGAUGGCGGACGGGGAGAAAAUCCUUGUUGGAGCCUGUUCCAGCGCUUCAAAUAUGGGAGAACCCGUUUCAAAAAAGCCCAAAAUGACCGUGGCUAUUGAGUGUGGGUUGAAAAUUGUUCAGGCUGAGCAGGUUACGUACGAAACAGAGGCUGGUGAGAAUUGGGCUGCGGCGAUUUCUGCGCGGCCAGAGGAGAAGGAUAUUGAGCCGGCGAUGGCGGUAGGACAGGCCCCAGCAGCAGUACUAGGCGGAGACAAUGGGCUGCUGGUUUUCGAACCUCGGAAAAGAGUAGUGAACAUAGACAAGGCGUCUGGACUCGCUGUAGAUUCUGCAGAGUGUAUUGGUCCUGAUGAGGAGCUUCACCCAAAUGGGUUUGCCUCUACAGACGAUGUCAAUGACGAUGAUGACAGAUCCUCGCAUGCGAGUUCUAGUGACUGGACACCCCAACCGCAGAUCGGUUCCUAUAGUUUUAUCCAGCAACACAUCAUGAGAGAAACAGAUCCAAGAACUAUAUUAAAAGACUUACUUCCUGGGACUGUCCUUCCGCCCGACUUGGAUGACAUGACGCUCUGGCAGAUCAUCAUCAACAUCUCUGAGCCUCCUAAAAGAAAGAAACGCAAGGACGUCAACACCCUGGAGGAUGUGGUUCGGCUACUCCAUGAAAGCAAAAAGAUGAUUGUGCUUACUGGCGCUGGGGUUUCUGUUUCUUGUGGAAUACCAGACUUUCGAUCCAGAGAUGGCAUUUAUGCAAGGCUUGCAAUAGAUUUCCCAGAUCUUCCAGACCCUCAAGCAAUGUUUGAUAUAGAUUACUUCAGAAGAGACCCACGGCCCUUUUUCAAGUUUGCUAAGGAGAUCUAUCCUGGGCAGUUCCAACCUUCUCCCUGUCACAAAUUUAUAUCUAUGUUGGACAAGCAGGGGAAACUACUGCGCAACUACACCCAGAAUAUUGAUACUCUUGAACAAGUGGCGGGGGUCAAGAGGAUCAUCCAGUGCCAUGGGUCUUUUGCAACAGCUUCCUGUCUUGUCUGUAAACACAAGGUUGAUUGUGAAGCUGUAAGAAAAGACAUUUUUAAUCAGGUUGUCCCUCACUGUCCACGGUGUCCAGAUAUCCCCCUGGCAAUAAUGAAGCCAGAUAUUGUUUUCUUUGGAGAGAAUCUUCCAGAACUGUUUCAUAGAGCAAUGAAGCAGGAUAAGGAUGAAGUAGACCUCCUUAUCGUCAUUGGGUCCUCACUGAAAGUGCGACCAGUGGCUCUCAUCCCAACCUCCAUUCCUCAUGAAGUGCCACAAGUCCUGAUCAACCGGGAGCAGCUUCCUCACCUUAACUUUGACGUGGAACUACUGGGGGAUUGUGAUGUUAUUAUUAACGAGCUCUGCCAUCGUUUGGGUGGAGACUUUGAGCAACUUUGCUACAACUCUUUAAGACUCAAUGAGAUCACAGAAAAACCUGCACGGUUACUGACUUCCACAGAGCAGCCACCUUGCGAGGCCUUGUCUCCUCACAAUAAGCCAAAAGAAGAACAACAGAGGCACACUCACACAGACUCUUCAGUCACUGUCUCAAAGGAGAUGUUCACUAAGAUGGACACAAACACUCCAGAAGGCAACACUGUAGAAAAUCAACCUUGUUCAAAGGAUCAGGAUGUCUCAGAAUCAUCUGAACUUGAAGUACCACCGCAGCCCUGUCCCAACACAGAGAUUGUCUCUGACACACCUGAAGCUGGAGUACUGACAGAACCCUGUCCAAAGACUCUAAAUGUCGAAGGCCCUCAAGGAGUCGACAUGCUAAUAACCAAGCCUUUUCCAAAAUACGCUCCUGAAGCUGAAGCAGAACCAUCAAAGUCUGGUUUUAAAAAUACUCUUGAAGUGAAAACUGUACCAUCAUCGCCUUGGCCAAAAGUGCAGAUUGUCCCAGGUACUCCAGAAGUAGGAGUACAAACUGAACCCUUCCCCAAAGCUCAGAAUCCCAAUGGUAUACUGGAGAGUUUAGAGUCUCUUCCAUUGGGCACACGGAGAGAAGCCGUCUCUGGAUUAAGUGACCGAAACAUCAACCUUGAAGUUCGGCGACGAUGCUGGAUGAGUCGAAUCACUCGAAGUCCUAUCAGCAAGCGCCUUGAGACUUCUCAGUACCUUUUCCAAGCACCAAAUCACUACAUCUUCCACGGGGCUGAGGUUUACUCCAACUCAGAAGAUGAGACGUCAAGCUCUUGCGGAAGCGACAGCGAGGACUCCAGUCUGGAGAUGGAGGAUGAGGAAGACAGUGACACUGAAGAAGACCAAAGCACACCAGCAGAAGAGGGCGAGGGCUGCCUCAGAGACACAGAGGGACACAAUCAAGCCUGUGAGGGCUCUCUGAGUGUUAAACCUAGAGACCAUACCAAUGGGACUGUCCCAAACACAUCAGACCUUUAAAAAUAUAUAUAUGACCAUGUCUUGACAAAGCACUAGCUGUCUUUUUUUAUCUGUUUUGUAAAAAUAUUUCCCCCCACAGCCCCUCUUAAUUUUUCAUAAACUUUAGAUUGCAUUGAUGAGACUUGCGUGCAUGUGCUGAAAAUUGUCUUUGCUCAUUCUGUCUUUCUGCAUCCAGUCACAUUUACGGGCUACGUGUGGCUUGAUUACAGGUUUUAUGUACUACCAUUUGAAUAAACCGUAGUGCUACUCAA
Molecule: messenger RNA, 2723 nt
Organism: Esox lucius (northern pike)
Lineage: Eukaryota; Metazoa; Chordata; Actinopteri; Esociformes; Esocidae
Gene: sirt1
Product: sirtuin 1
Exons: 9
Coding region: 67-2472 (801 amino acids)
Molecular function (GO): NAD+ binding
Source: RefSeq, a predicted model, not a curated record